This is a messenger RNA of Chrysoperla carnea, 1104 nucleotides long. Its product is annotated as gastrula zinc finger protein XlCGF71.1-like. NCBI's taxonomy places the organism in Eukaryota, Metazoa, Arthropoda, Insecta, Neuroptera, Chrysopidae. The transcript is spliced from 2 exons. The record is from RefSeq and is a predicted model, not a curated record. Bases 1 to 774 code for a protein of 257 amino acids.
AUGGCAAAUAAUUCACAGAAUGAAGAAUAUUAUCCAAAAUUAAUGAUUAAAAAUGAAAUUUUAGAAGAUAGUUUCACAAUGGACGAUGUACAAAUUAAAAUGGAAAUACCAGAAAUGGACGACAUCGAAGAAGGGGAGAAACAUUUGGACACAAUCAAUUAUGAUGAAAAUAUUAAAUGUAAUAAAACAUUUACGAAAACAACAACGUUACGUCAACAUAAACGUAUUCACACGGGUGAAAAACCAUUUCCAUGUGAGUUUUGUUUGAAAACAUUUACGUGCGGAAGUAAUUUAAUACAUCAUAAACGUAUUCACACCGGUGAAAAACCAUUUCCAUGUGAUCUGUGUGAGAAGAAAUUCAGUCGUAAAGGUGGUUUAGUGAAACAUAAACGUGUUCAUACCGGUGAAAAACUAUUUACGUGCGAUAUUUGUAUGAAAAAGUUUAGUCAGAAAUAUGGUUUAGAUAUCCAUAGAAAUAUGCAUACCGGUGAAAAUCAAUUUUCAUGUGAUAUUUGUUUUAAAAUAUUUACGUGUGGAAAUACAUUAAGUUAUCAUAAACGCAUUCAUAGUGGUGAAAAACCAUUUUCAUGUGAUUUCUGUGAUAAGAGAUUUAUUUAUCAACAUCAAUUAAUUUAUCAUAAACGAACACAUACCGGUGAAAAACCAUUUUCAUGUGAAUUGUGUGAGAAAAAAUUUAGUAAGAAAAAUCUUUUAGUUAAGCAUAAUGAUAGUCAUCAUCAGCAUGCUGGUGAAAAUGGUGAAAAACUCAAAUAAUUCAUUUUUAAAACAGUGAUUAAAAACAGUUUUCAUGUGAAAAUUGUGAUAAGUUAUUUACUUACAACAAGCAAUUUCAUUCAACACAAACGUACUCACACCGGAGAAAAAUCUUUUUAACCGACUUCAAAAAAAAGGGGGAGGUUCUCAAUUCGACUGUAUUUUUUUUUGGACUUUGGACUGAGUGAACCAAUUUUGACGAUUAUUUUUUUUAUUUGAAAGCUGAUGCUUUCUGUGUGGUCCCGCUUCAAUUUGGUCCAGUUCUGAUUGUGGCAUCUUUGAAAAAAGCGUAUACAAGUCUUAAAUUUGAAUAGGGAUACCGUUUUGUUU